AUGAGUGACCCACUCUCUAUUGCAGCAAGUGUUGCAGGCCUACUUUCGCUCGGCAUCCAAGUCUCAGAGUCAUUUCUCAAGUUCUACGCCGCGUACAAAAAUCAGGGUGAUAACAUCAAUCGCGUGUUGAAGAAGCUGGAGGGCAUUCUUACCGUUUUCCGAUCUCUCCAAGCUACUCUGAAAGCCCGAGAGUUUCACCCCGAAGAGGGACAGCUCGUUCAAAGCAUCGAAGAUUCCAUCAAGGACUGCAAUGAAAUUAUCCAAGAACUUGCAGAAGAAAGCAAGAAAUAUAUCAAGAUUCCGGAUGGUGGAACUCGUGAUAAAAUUAGGACUGCCACUCGCCGUGUGGCUUACACAUUUCGGGCCAGCACCUUGAGCAAGCUUGAGGAAGACAUUCAUGAUAUCCAUAUUAAUUUGUGGUUUGCAUUACAUAUUCUCAACCAGGGUGAUCAGAAAGCUGUUUAUGAUGAUUUGAUCAGUGUCAAGUCACUGCUCACAAGCUUGCAGGUAAUCCAAGUUUCCUCUGCGAUACGUGGGUGGUUGAAGGCGCCAGACGCUACGGUUAAUCACCAUAGUGCGUGUGCAAAGCGUCGGGCAGAGACUGGAAUGUGGUUUAUCGAUGGACAGCAUUAUAGUGACUGGUUGGAGCAGGAUAACUCAUUUCUAUGGUUGAAUGGACUCAAGGCGGACAUUGGGUUUGACUUUUUCUACUACACCUUCAGUGAUCAGUUCAAACAGGACGAAUCAGCCAUGGCAAAAGCCCUUCUACUACAACUAGCUGGGCAGCGAGAAGAAUGCGAGGAUGAGCUUGAGGCACUUUAUCAGUCAUGCCAAUCAGGAACACCCCGUAUCGAUGCUCUUUUGGCAUCUCUACAGAAAAUGUUUCAAGACUUUGUUCAUGUCUACAUUUUGCUAGAUGCAUUAGAUGAGUGCACCAGUCUUCGCAAAUGGCAAGCACAUCGCACUGAAAUCCAAUCUGCUCUAUCAGAGGGCGGCGCCCAGGGAAUAUUCCGCUAUGUGGAAUUUCAGUUAAAAGAUCUCCAGCGGUGCUCGAGGACCAAAGUGCAUCUCAAUAAGCGUCUACAAUCAUUGUCUAAAGAUCUAGAAGAGACCUAUGAUCGAACACUGUGCAAUAUUGAUGAAUUUUGUGUUGAUGACGCGCGCCGCAUUCUGACAUUGCUCUGCUUUUCAAUUGAGCCACUCACCAAUCGAUUGCUAGACGCCGAAGUACAAGAAUAUUUGAUGUCUGAGCGUACCAGAGAACGGAGAACGAAGAGCUUUGCGUUGGAAAGCAUUUCCUCUCAAGAUACUAUACAGCAGAUAUGCCUAGUUAACCUCACAGAACCAAGACUAUCUUCGUUCCAAACACGCACCGACUUUCUUAAAGCCUAUCCCCUGGGGAAAUAUGCUCCAACACGUUGGAAUGACCAUUAUGACAAGGGAUCAAAGUCCAAUCCGGAAUCGGGAAAAUUGAUUUCGAAGAUAUAUACCGAUGAAGGAGUUUUCACUAACUGGAGAAUGCUUUGCAUGUUCAAUCAGAAACGUGAACCAGACCUCGAACUCAUCGCAACCCAACUACACGAUUGUUCGCAAUUUGUACUUGAAUGGGUCCUCGGUCAUAUCUUGAACGCCGGAAUGAGACUUGGGUACAGCAUGAAAGAUAUCUUGAAUGAUCAGGGCGUAGCCAAAUUUAACGCCCUUCAAGCUACAGCCUCGGGAGGCCAUUAUAGUACGGUCCAGUUCCUACUAGACAAGGGCGCUGAUGUGAAUAUUGCGGGUGACAACUAUGGUGCUACUCUCCAGACUGCAUCACGCAGAGGGCAUCUUUCAGUAGUGCAACUAUUGCUAGACCAUAAUGCUGAUGUCGAUGCUCAGACUUCACAAUAUGGCACUGCUCUAGAGGCUGCAUUGGAAAGAGAGCAUGAAACCGUGGCGCAAAUUUUGCGUGAUGCAGGGGCAAUUUAA
Penicillium manginii is the source of this 1965-nucleotide messenger RNA. RefSeq names its product ankyrin repeat domain-containing protein. The transcript has 5 exons. Gene Ontology annotation, molecular function: protein binding. Bases 1 to 1965 code for a protein of 654 amino acids. The record is from RefSeq and is a predicted model, not a curated record. Lineage: Eukaryota; Fungi; Ascomycota; Eurotiomycetes; Eurotiales; Aspergillaceae.